This is a messenger RNA of Leptonychotes weddellii (Weddell seal), 946 nucleotides long. NCBI's taxonomy places the organism in Eukaryota, Metazoa, Chordata, Mammalia, Carnivora, Phocidae. The record is from RefSeq and is a predicted model, not a curated record.
GCGCGGGAGGCGGAAGUGCCGCGAGCCGCCGCCUCCGUCCCGGCUGCGGCCCCUGCGGGUUACAUAACUCGUUUCGGGCUCCGCGCGGCCGCACUUCUUGGCUGCCUGCGACUCCAGGAUGCUCUGAGCCCCACGACGGCGUCCGCUGCCGCCGGCUCCCGUCCGAGGCAUUUUAAGUUGCCUCCCCUGUGAAAACUCAUAGACCGCGCAGACAUUCUUGGCUAAGACUCGGUGUGAAUGACAGAGGUGGUGCCGUCCAGCGCCCUCAGCGAGGUCAGCCUACGCCUCCUCUGCCACGAUGACAUAGACACCGUGAAGCAUUUGUGCGGCGACUGGUUCCCCAUCGAGUACCCAGACUCAUGGUAUCGUGAUAUCACCUCCAACAAGAAGUUCUUUUCCCUCGCCGCAACCUACAGGGGUGCCAUCGUGGGAAUGAUAGUAGCUGAAAUAAAAAGUAGGACCAAGAUACACAAGGAAGACGGAGAUAUUCUAGCCUCCAACUUCUCUGUUGACACGCAGGUUGCGUACAUUCUAAGUCUGGGAGUAGUGAAGGAGUUCAGGAAGCAUGGCAUCGGUAAGGGGCGCUGAGCUUGUGGGGUUUGGCACAUGUGCUCCAGCCACCAUGUCCAGUCAUUUCCCACGUGCUGAUGACCAGCCCCUAAAUGUCCCUCGUUCCCCUGGCCUGCGGGGACGUUCAGCCUCCCGCCCCUCCUAGCAGGUCUCCCUGCCCCACCUCCACUCUGUUGGCCGUCCGCCUGUGCUCUUUGCACCUAUCGUCAGGUCUCUAGGCAGUGGCCUCAUUCCCAAAUCUGACUUGAUCAGAUUCAUAACGCUCCCAGAUGUCCUGGUCAGGGAAUGGGCACCUCUCACCACACCUGCCGCCGCACACGUGGCUUAUGUUUGGUCACAAGGUGUUCUUGAUUAAGAAUUGAAAACAGUCCCAGGG